Molecule: messenger RNA, 1893 nt
Organism: Macadamia integrifolia
Lineage: Eukaryota; Viridiplantae; Streptophyta; Magnoliopsida; Proteales; Proteaceae
Product: type I inositol polyphosphate 5-phosphatase 4-like
Exons: 6
Coding region: 183-1478 (431 amino acids)
Biological process (GO): phosphatidylinositol dephosphorylation
Molecular function (GO): inositol-polyphosphate 5-phosphatase activity; phosphatidylinositol-3,4,5-trisphosphate 5-phosphatase activity; phosphatidylinositol-4,5-bisphosphate 5-phosphatase activity
Source: RefSeq, a predicted model, not a curated record
UGGAAAACUGAAACCAGUAUUAAUAAUCAAAAUUAAAAGCCUUGGAAGUGAGAGAGAGAAUGAAAGCUUCACCUUAUAAACUAUCUAUGCUAAGACUUAUAUGCAAGCACGAGCCAAGAUGAUCACACUGCAUAAGCAAUCGAAGGAGUAAAGACAUUGAUCGAGGGUAACCAUUGAAACUCAUGGAGUACUGCGAGUACGAGGGUGCGCGAGCCGCCGGGCUUCCAAGGUUCCAUAGGUGGCUCAAAUGGAUGAAGAAGAAGAUGAUGAAGAAAAGAGUAGCAGAACCAUCUCAAACUCAUCUGAGUGUAGUUUUAGAUGAUGGUGGUGAUCAGGACAACAGAGAUAUGGUUUCUUCAAGUGAUGAUAGUUUUGCCAGGUCAAUGGAUAUAAGUUCAUGUAUUCGUACCAAUGAGUUCAGAGUAUUUGUGGGAACAUGGAAUGUUGCUGGAAGGUCUCCAGGGGAGAGCUUGGUUGUAGACCUGGACGAUUGGUUGAACCUAAAGGAGGCCCCAGACAUUUAUGUUAUUGGGUUUCAAGAGAUAGUGCCCUUGAAAGCGCGUACUGUACUAGGAGCAGAAGAUGCAACUGUAGCAACAAAAUGGAACUCUCUCAUAGGGAGAACCUUGAAUAGAAAAUACAAGGUGAUGGGCAGCAAGAAGAUGGUGGGUAUCUUUGUAAGUGUUUGGGUGAAGGAGGAGUUGAGGAGGAAGUAUCAGAUCUCCGACGUUAUAGUGUGCACAGUGGCUUGUGGGAUAAUGGGUUGGUUGGGGAAUAAGGGAUCAGUGGCUGUGAGCUUCUCCAUGGAGGGGACUAGUUUUUGCUUUGUUGCAGCACACUUGGCCUCUGGAGAGAAAAGAGGGGAUGAGAUGCGAAGGAAUCAUCAAGUUUUGGAGAUCUUUAGGCGGACUUCUUUCCCUCUCCCAAGGGUAUCUCACGAUGAUGCCCAUUAUAAUCCUCGUCCCCUCAGCAUCUUAGGACACGAUAGGAUAUUCUGGUUUGGGGAUCUGAACUAUAGAUUGAACAUGGAAGGUAGUGUGGCCAAGCAACUCAUAAGGAAAGGAGAGUGGAGAGCUCUACAAGAGUUCGACCAGCUUCGGAUGGAACAGGCUUAUGGUGGCGUCUUCCAAGGCUGGAGAGAAGGCCACAUUGACUUCGCCCCCACCUACAAGCUGCUUACUAAGUAUUCCUCCUCCAUCUCUGCCGAUGGCUUCCCUCCCCGGUCCACCACCAAAUCAUGCCGUUCACAGCCAUAUCCACCGCUGCCACCAGAGAAGCAACGCACUCCUGCAUGGUGCGAUAGGAUACUUUGGCACGGCAAAGAUGUGAAGCAGCUCUCUUAUCUCCGGACUGAGAGUAAAUUCUCCGAUCACAGCCCCGUUUCUGCCCUCUUCUCCACUCACAUUGAAUUUCUCAACACACUUGAAGCAGACACCAAACCCCCCCCCCCCACACGCACACUAUCGUUGAUGGGGUGAGUGAAUCAUCGGCAACCUGAAACGAAAGCUGUAAAGGCAACGGCAUUCGCAUCAUCGCCGGCCAUUUACUUACACUAACCCAGAUCAAAGAAGAAGGUAAGGAAUGCUGCUUUAUGGAUUUGAUGAUUGUGAAGCUCACUGAUACAACUAUAUGAUAUAAGAAGGAUUUAGUUUCUUACUACUUGCCUUCCUGAGACUAUCCAAACUCCCUUAUUCAACCUUGUUGUAUAACUUAAUUUGGGGUCAUUAGCCCACAAAUGAUAAUACUUGGUCAACAGUUAUGUUGGGCCCCCUUUCUUGUUGCGCCCAAUAACGUACCCGUACAGAGGGGUCAUUCUUCCUUCCAUCAUUUGUGGGGUGAUAAAAUAGAGGUGAAAGAUUCUUACAAUGCCAGUAUGUGGACCACUUUUGCAAA